CGCAGCGCGCGCUCCAAGAUGGCGGCGGCGGCGGCGGGGCCCGAGUCCGGCGGCAGCAGCGGCAGCAGCGGCGGCCUCGGCGGAUCCAACACCUUCAAAAAAUCCCUGACUCCCGAGAUGCCGGGAGGAUCCCAAACCAUCCGGAAAGGGCACAGAGGAGUGGAUUCCACGGGGGAAACCACCUAUAAAAAGACCACCUCCUCAGCUCUGAAGGGAGCCAUCCAGCUGGGCAUCACUCACACCGUGGGCAGCCUCAGCACCAAGCCCGAGCGCGACGUGCUCAUGCAGGACUUCUACGUCGUGGAGAGCAUCUUCUUCCCCAGCGAGGGCAGCAACCUCACCCCCGCCCACCACUACAACGAUUUCCGCUUCAAGACGUACGCGCCCGUGGCCUUCCGCUACUUCCGCGAGCUCUUCGGGAUCCGCCCCGACGAUUACCUGUAUUCCCUGUGCAGCGAGCCCCUGAUCGAGCUCUCCAACUCGGGCGCCAGCGGCUCGCUCUUCUACGUCUCCAGCGACGACGAGUUCAUCAUCAAAACCGUGCAGCACAAGGAGGCCGAGUUCCUGCAGAAACUCCUGCCUGGAUACUACAUGAACCUGAACCAGAACCCCAGGACCCUGCUGCCCAAAUUUUACGGGCUGUACUGCGUGCAGGCCGGAGGGAAGAACAUCAGGAUCGUGGUGAUGAACAACCUGCUGCCGCGCUCCGUGCGCAUGCACCUCAAGUACGACCUCAAGGGCUCCACCUACAAACGCCGCGCGUCCCAAAAGGAGAGGGACAAGGUUUUCCCCACCUUCAAGGACCUGGAUUUCAUGCAGGACCUCCCCGACGGGCUCUUCCUGGACUCGGAUAUGUACAACGCCCUGUGCAAGACGCUGCAGAGGGAUUGCUUGGUGCUGCAGAGUUUCAAAAUCAUGGACUACAGCCUGCUGGUGGCCAUCCACAACCUGGACCUGGCGCAGCGCGAGCGCGCGGCCGGCACGGCCGGCGGGGACGGCCCCGGGCGGCCCGCGGCGCAGAGAGCGCUCUACAGCACGGCCAUGGAGUCCAUCCAGGGAGAGGCACCCAGAGGGGGAACAUUCGAGACUGAGGACCAGAUGGGCGGAAUUCCCGCCCGGAAUUCCCGCGGCGAGCGCCUGCUGCUCUACAUCGGCAUCAUCGACGUGCUGCAGUCCUACAGGUUCGUGAAGAAACUCGAGCACUCCUGGAAGGCCCUGGUGCACGAUGGGGACACGGUGUCCGUGCACCGGCCCAGUUUCUACGCCGAGCGUUUCCAGCGCUUCAUGUGCCACACGGUGUUCCGGAAAAUUCCACUGAAACCUUCCCCGUCCAAGAAGAGCCGGGGCGGCGGCGCCGGGCCCAGGAGGAGCCAGGGGGGGAUCCCGGCCCCGAACCCUCCCCCGGCCCCGGCCGGCCCCGACGGCGACCUGGAGCAAGGUUCCAGGCCGGAUCUCCUGCCCCGCUCCGUCCCCGAUCCCAGCUGUGACUCCGUGCCCACGUCCCUGUCCCUGUCCCCAUUCCCAGUUCCCAUUCCCAGUCCCCAGUUCCAGGCCGGAUCUCCUGCCCCGUUCCGUCCCCGAUCCCAGCUGUGA
Messenger RNA from Catharus ustulatus (Swainson's thrush), 1593 nucleotides. It is a transcript of the gene PIP5K1A, whose product is annotated as phosphatidylinositol-4-phosphate 5-kinase type 1 alpha. The record is from RefSeq and is a predicted model, not a curated record. The transcript is spliced from 14 exons. The coding region runs from base 19 to 1593 and encodes 524 amino acids. Gene Ontology annotation, biological process: phosphatidylinositol metabolic process. Lineage: Eukaryota; Metazoa; Chordata; Aves; Passeriformes; Turdidae. Gene Ontology annotation, molecular function: phosphatidylinositol kinase activity.